Molecule: messenger RNA, 1052 nt
Organism: Mercurialis annua (annual mercury)
Lineage: Eukaryota; Viridiplantae; Streptophyta; Magnoliopsida; Malpighiales; Euphorbiaceae
Product: acid phosphatase 1
Exons: 3
Coding region: 108-887 (259 amino acids)
Molecular function (GO): acid phosphatase activity
Source: RefSeq, a predicted model, not a curated record
UAAUCAUGCUCCUCCAUCAACUCCUUAAUAAUUAUCAAAUCUAAUCUCAUAAAAACACAAAAAGAACAUUGAUCUCUCUCAAAACUCAGUGUUCUCUCUUUCAAAAGAUGGCAAGAAAUCCAUUAUUGAUCAUCUUGGCUUUAGCCAGCCUUUGCAUAAGCCUAGUAGCAGCAGAUUGGAACAUUUUGAACCAAAAUAGAAGAAGUGGGGUCAAAUCGGUAUCAUCGAACAACUUGAAGGCUUAUUGUGAAAGUUGGAGGAUCAAUGUUGAGCUAAACAACAUUAGAGAUUUCAAAGUGGUGCCUGAAGAAUGUGUUAGUUACAUAAAACAUUAUAUGACUUCUUGUCAGUAUGAAACUGACUCUCAUAGAGCCAUUGAAGAGGUUAGGCUUUAUCUUAGCAGCUGCUGCCAUUUGAAAGAUGAUGGUAAAGAUGCUUGGAUUUUUGAUGUUGAUGAUACUCUUUUGUCUACUAUUCCUUACUACAAGAAGCAUGGUUUUGGGGGAGAGAGGUUGAACAGAAGCUCAUUGGAAGAAUGGAUGCAAGAGAGCAAGGCUCCAGCUCUUGAGAACAGUCUGAAUAUAUUUCAUGAAAUCAAAGACAAAGGUAUCAAAAUAUUUCUCAUCUCCUCAAGGUCUGAACCCCUCAGAUCUCCCACUGUUGAUAACCUCAUUGAUGCUGGCUACCAUGGCUGGUCUUCUCUCAUCUUAAGGGGCAAUGAAGAUGAUUUAAUAAAUGUGGAAGACUACAAAUCAAAGGCAAGAAAAAGAAUGGUGGAGGAAGGGUAUCGCAUAUGGGGAAUAAUAGGAGACCAAUGGAGCAGUCUUAAAGGUCUUCCUAAUGCAAAAAGAACCUUCAAGUUGCCAAAUUCCAUUUACUAUUCUUAAUUAUCCACUCACACUUGGCUUUGCCUUUGGCUUGUUUGUGUUUUCUUUAUUUCUCCUUUGUUUUUGAUUGAUCAAAUGUGUUUUUCUGCAUACAAAAUAAGUAUGUUCAACAUUUCUUGUGGCUUCUGUAAUUUAUAAAAUGUUUUUACUUCUGUUUUUCUUUUA